AUGGCUCCUGCCCACGUUCUAUCGCUACCAACCGUUAGCAUCGGUUUCCGGCCAAGAAAAUCCGACGGACGAACCAAAACCAUAGCCGCCGCCAAGACUCAGGAACCUCACAAUCACAACCAAAAUUGGGUUGUUGGAUCGAAACUAGCAGCAGCGGAUCAUCAAUAUAAAAGGCCGACGAAAUCGAGGGUGGACGUUGACCGAUUGGUGAAAUUCUUAUACGAUGAUCUCCACCACGUGUUCGAUGAACAAGGAAUUGAUCCGACGGCUUACGAUGAAGAAAUAGAAUUUCGAGAUCCAAUUACAAAACAUGAUGACAUUAGAGGAUAUUUGUUAAAUAUUGCUCUCUUGCGACAAUUCUUUAGCCCUCAGAUCAUCUUGCAUUGGGUUAAAAAGACAGGACCAUAUGAGAUAACAACAAGAUGGACUGCAGUAAUGAAGUUUGUUCUUCUACCAUGGAAACCAGAAUGUGUUUUGACAGGAACUUCAAUCAUGACUGUUAAUCCAAACACUGGCAAGUUCUGUAGACAUGUGGAUCUUUGGGAUUCAGUACAAAAUAAUGAUUACUUUUCUAUAGAAGGCCUUUGGGAUGUAUUUAAACAGUUUCGAUUUUAUGAAGCUUCAGAAUUGGAAUUGCCCAAAUAUCAGACAUUGAUAAGGACUGCAAAUUAUGAGGUGAGAAAAUAUGGACCAUUUGCUGUGGCAGAAAGAAGUGGAGAGAACUUGUUUGGGUGUGUCAAUAGCGUCGGCGGUUGGGGUGAUUGUAAAGAGGACGACAGAAUCAUGAAGUUGAGAAAUAAGGAAGGAGGAAUUGCUGCAGUGUUGAAUUUCAGUGGAAAAGCUACAGAAGAAAUGGUGAAAAACAAAGCCAAAGAAUUAAGGCAUUAUCUCAAAAAAGAUGGCCUCAGAAGCGUUAAUAAUAAUAGCUGUUUACUUGUACGUUACAACAAUUCCAACCAAACAUGGAGUUUUGCAAUGAGAAAUGAGGUGCUAAUAUGGCUUCAAGAUUUCUCAAUUUAGUACAACAUGCAACUAUGCAAGUCCAAACACGGCUUUUGGACAACCCCAAUUGUUUUAUGCAAGUUAUUUGAUGUGUAAUUAAAUAUUCGAAAGUCAAUGUGUUUGUUGCCUUAUUUGGUGUGUCGAUUAUGAACUAUUAUUUGUCUCACUUUGUAGGUCGGCCGUACAAUUAUGACUUUCAAAAUUUCUAAUUUGAGAUGUGGAUUGGUUAA
Molecule: messenger RNA, 1232 nt
Organism: Cucumis melo (muskmelon)
Lineage: Eukaryota; Viridiplantae; Streptophyta; Magnoliopsida; Cucurbitales; Cucurbitaceae
Exons: 7
Coding region: 1-1020 (339 amino acids)
Source: RefSeq, a predicted model, not a curated record